AAGACUCACAUGGACCCCAGUCAUGGGUGCGGCUAAAAAUGUCAGACCCCCUUGACAACAGUUCAACAACAGUUCUGACACAUUAAAUAUCUACAAUCGGUGUCAUGUUCCAGUCCAGCUGGAUCAUUAAGGGACCAAGCCACAGCCACACCCGGUGGUACACACAAUUUCCCAGUAGCCUAUAAAAGACUCAGUGCAUGAUGGUAAAGGUUUUAAGACAGACAAAGGAGAAUUUACUAUGGAGAAAAAUGGGAGAAAUUUCUCUGAGGAUUCAGGAUUGCUAAAUCAGCACAGCACCAGAGAACACAAAUUUACAGAUCAUUUACAGCCUACAGGAAAGGUGCAGAUCACUGGAGACAUUUUUCAGUUCACUCUUGAUGUGAGUGAAUUUUCUCCAGAGGAUGUCAUCAUUACAUCCUCCAACAACCUAAUAGAGGUGCAUGCAGAGAAGCUGGGUGAAGAUGGAACAGUCACAAAUACUUUUUCCCACCAGUGCAAACUGCCAUCUGAUGUGGACCCCAUAUCUUUGAGCAUGUCCAUGGCGAGCGGUGGGCUCCUGACUGUCAGGGCUCACAGAGUGUGUUAGUGUAUAAUUUCUGUGCAUUUCAAUUAAAACACAUCAAGCCUCGUUUUAUUUGAACUGUCUUCUUUGCUCCGUUGUAUUUUGCCUGCUGUAACCUCAACAUUAAGUGACUUACAAAUAGAGUUCGAUGGAGUUUAGCGACCUCAAGUGUCCGG
Molecule: messenger RNA, 738 nt
Organism: Haplochromis burtoni (Burton's mouthbrooder)
Lineage: Eukaryota; Metazoa; Chordata; Actinopteri; Cichliformes; Cichlidae
Product: heat shock protein beta-7
Exons: 3
Coding region: 239-586 (115 amino acids)
Cellular component (GO): cytoplasm; nucleus
Source: RefSeq, a predicted model, not a curated record